CGGGGAAUGCUGAGGGUGGCCCCCCGGGCCCUGCUGUGCUGCCCCCCGAGACCCUCGAGAGCCCCCCACAUCUCCAGCAGCCCCAGGGCCAUGUCGCUGUCCCCAGCGCCAGCAGUGUCCCCAGGGGGGGUGGUGGCCGUGGUGCAGGUGACCAGCACGGCGGACAAGGAGCACAAUUGGCAGCAGUGCUCGGCGCUGGUGCGGCGGGCGGCAGAGCGCGGGGCCCGGGCCGUGUUCCUGCCCGAGGGCUUCGACUUCAUCGGGGACAGUCCCCGGCAGAGCCUGGAGCUGGCAGAGCCCCUGCACGGGGACAUCGUGGGGCGCUACCGCCAGCUGGCAAAGGAAUGUGACGUGUGGCUGUCCCUCGGGGGUUUCCACGAGCGUGGCCAGGACUGGGACAGCACGGGCCGGAUUUACAACUGUCACCUGCUGCUGGACAACUCUGGUGCGCUGGUGGCCGCCUACCGGAAGCUUCACCUGUUUGACGCGGCGCUGCCGGGGGCGCCGGCGCUGAGCGAGAGCUCCUUCACCAACCCGGGCCGGGAGCUGCUGCCACCCAUCGCCACCCCUGUGGGCAAGCUGGGGCUGGCCGUGUGCUAUGACCUGCGUUUCCCGGAGCUGGCCCAGGCUCUGCGCGGGGCCGGUGCCCAAAUCCUGACCUUCCCCUCGGCCUUCACCGUCCCCACCGGAGCUGCACACUGGGAGGUGCUGCUGCGUGCCCGUGCCAUCGAGUGCCAGUGCUACGUGGUGGCCGCGGCUCAGACCGGGCGGCACAACCCGGGCCGGGCGUCCUUUGGCCACUCGCUGGUGGCCGAUCCCUGGGGCACGGUGGUGGCCCAGUGCCAGGAGGGCCCAGGGCUGUGCCUGGCCCAGCUGGACCUGGCCUACCUGGAGCAGGUGCGCCAGAACCUGCCUGUGCACGGCCACCGCCGUGGGGACAUUUACGGGACCCUGCCGGGGACAGCGGCCACCUGAGCUGGCACCGGGGGACCGGCACCGACUGGCACCGACUGGCACCGGGUUUGGGCUCAAACUGCUCCAAAUCCACCCAAAAUCCACUCGGAGUUGGCACCGGAUUUGCUUUUGUGUCCCCAGAAUGAAGUGGCACAAGGUGUCGCCUCUUUUUCUUUUUUAGGGUCCCAAAUCUGCAUCGAUUCAAGCUC
Molecule: messenger RNA, 1163 nt
Organism: Sturnus vulgaris (Common starling)
Lineage: Eukaryota; Metazoa; Chordata; Aves; Passeriformes; Sturnidae
Gene: NIT1
Product: nitrilase 1
Molecular function (GO): hydrolase activity, acting on carbon-nitrogen (but not peptide) bonds, in linear amides
Source: RefSeq, a predicted model, not a curated record